Otolemur garnettii (small-eared galago) is the source of this 645-nucleotide messenger RNA. RefSeq names its product translocase of outer mitochondrial membrane 6 (gene TOMM6). The record is from RefSeq and is a predicted model, not a curated record. Bases 79 to 303 code for a protein of 74 amino acids. Gene Ontology annotation, cellular component: mitochondrion; mitochondrial outer membrane translocase complex. NCBI's taxonomy places the organism in Eukaryota, Metazoa, Chordata, Mammalia, Primates, Galagidae. The transcript has 3 exons.
CAGACCGGAAGUUGCGUAAGCACCGGGCGCCCAUACGGUUAGUCGUGUAAGGCCUGUGUGGAACUUAAAAGGCAUUACAUGGCUUCCAGCGCCGUUUCCGCGAACGUUGCCGGCUCGGCAAAUGAAGCUCCUGAAAUUCCAGACAACGUGGGAGAUUGGCUUCGGGGUGUCUAUCGCUUUGCCACCGAUAGAAAUGAUUUCCGGAGGAACUUGAUCCUCAAUUUGGGACUCUUUGCUGCAGGAGUUUGGCUGGCCAGGAAUUUGAGUGACAUUGAUCUCAUGGCACCUCAGCCAGGGGUGUAGCCAAGUAGACAAAUGGAAUCCUGUGCUGCAUCUGAACCUUUCAAAAACAGAGCCUAUAAUCUGUGACCACAAGAUAUGGCUUAAUGGCAGCUGAAGUUUGAUCCUCAUGGGCACCUUCCCCUUCUCUACCUGGUUUCAUUUUGUUUCAUAUCUCCUCAGAACUCUGUUCUCUGGUAGCAGUCAGGCUUCAGCUAAAGCAUUGCCUCUGGUCUGUAAAGUUCUGUACAUAGUUCAGUUCUGUACAUAGUUCUGCACAAGUUUUUGCAGAGGGUGAUCUUUGCUCCUGAGGAAUAACGAUGUUGUUUUAAUAAAUAUUUGAAAUAAAGACUGCACACAAAGACA